AUCACUCAUUGCAUGAAUGUCUUGGUGGGAGAAGUACUUCGCGCCUGGCGACCUCCGCACGCAAGUCAAUAAUCAACUCGCUGAGAACGCAAAGCUCAAAGAUGAACUCGACUCUGUUCCUGCGCAGCCCGCCCUCCCAAAACGAAUAGAUGCCGCACAUCGCGCCCGCCGACAAAAUGCCAUGUUCUUCGGAGGACUGGCAUUCACCUGCUUGACUGCUUUGGUGACUCGACGAGCAUUGACGAAGAAGAAGCUGGCAAUGUAUCCGCAUCUACAACCGACCGUUGGCAAGGACGCGAAACUGGAGUUGCCAAAGUUUACACCUUCAAAUACACCGCCGAAAGCUGAGGGAGGUUUGGACGCUGCGGAAGCUCUUUUCCUGGCUACGCUGAAUGUGGGAGCGGUGUUCAUGGCUAGCGUGGGUGCGUUUAUGAAGUUCGCCGAUGUCGCGGAUACGGAAGAUUUGAGAGAUUAUGUGAGGAGUGGGAUUGGCUAUGAUGUCUAUGCUGGGGACACAGAGGCGGACAGAGAGAUUGAGCAGUGGUUUGCGGAGGUGCUGAGCAGAAAGGAUGGCACGGGAGAUUUGAAGACGACGAUUGUGGAGAAGAUGGCAGAGCUGGCGGAUAUCGAGAAGAAGAGGAAGGCUGAGGUGGGAGACACUGAGCUUGCUGAUAUCCAGCGGAAGAGGAAGGCGUUGGAGAAGAUCAGUGCAGAGAAGGCGGCGUGA
Messenger RNA from Zymoseptoria tritici IPO323, 727 nucleotides. RefSeq lists its product as uncharacterized. The coding region runs from base 17 to 727 and encodes 236 amino acids. Gene Ontology annotation, cellular component: mitochondrion. The transcript has a single exon. Lineage: Eukaryota; Fungi; Ascomycota; Dothideomycetes; Mycosphaerellales; Mycosphaerellaceae. The record is from RefSeq and is a predicted model, not a curated record.